AUGAGGACAAUAAUAAAUUAUAUAAAACACGCGUGUAGUCAUGCCUUGACUUUCUCCAAUAUCGAAAACUGUAAAAUGGUGCUGGUCGUAAGAUCAGAUAUAUCCAUGGGAAAGGGAAAAACUGCAGCUCAAUGUGCACAUGCAGCCGUAGAGUGUUAUCGUCAAGCAGUAGAGAAUGCAAAGUACAAACCAUUGUUCGAGUCUUGGUUAUUAAGAGGUCAGCCUAAAAUUGUUCUAAGAAUAUCCGACGAAGAAAGUUUACUGUCGUUGGCACGUAAAGCCCGUAAAGCUGGUCUUAUCAUCGCCAUAAUAAAAGAUGCAGGAAGAACUCAGUUAGAAUCGGGUACGAUCUCUGCGCUUGGAAUUGGACCGGGCCCCAAAGAAGUCAUAGAUGACCUUACUUCAAAUUUGAAGUUAUUGUAAUUCUGUUAGACAUGUACAAAGGGUAUUUCUGUUAUGAACAUUCAAAUAAAGU
Molecule: messenger RNA, 475 nt
Organism: Colletes gigas
Lineage: Eukaryota; Metazoa; Arthropoda; Insecta; Hymenoptera; Colletidae
Product: peptidyl-tRNA hydrolase 2, mitochondrial
Exons: 1
Coding region: 1-423 (140 amino acids)
Cellular component (GO): mitochondrion; cytosol
Molecular function (GO): peptidyl-tRNA hydrolase activity
Source: RefSeq, a predicted model, not a curated record